Magallana angulata is the source of this 1736-nucleotide messenger RNA. RefSeq lists its product as uncharacterized. The coding region runs from base 188 to 661 and encodes 157 amino acids. The transcript is spliced from 2 exons. The record is from RefSeq and is a predicted model, not a curated record. NCBI's taxonomy places the organism in Eukaryota, Metazoa, Mollusca, Bivalvia, Ostreida, Ostreidae.
GUAAUUUAUCCUUUUUGUUUACCCACAUACUAAGUACUAGGGUCAUGGAGACGACAACAUAUAUUCUAAACACACCAUCAGAUUCCCCAGAAUCAGAGGACGACUCGUUUUUUUCUGAACGGAAGUGUAUAUGGCAUCAUAUUGAUGGUAGUGAUGUGCUGUGGAUGUACCGUGCUAUGCUAGCAACAUGCGGACCAAAAGUGAUAUUCUAAACACCACCGAACCAGCAACCCAACAACCAGAAGAAAGUAACUGGCUGUGGAACGGGGGCUGGAUCGGCAUCAUCUUCUGUAUCAUUGUCAUGGUCAUUGCCAGUCGAUCUGUUUGUGACAUAUUGGAGCGUACGAGGCAAAGACUGAGGAAUCGUUCAUGUUGCCGGAACUUUGUCUCUUGUGACUGUAGUGUCUGCAAGGCAAGGUCUAGGCGCUGUUUGGAAACAAUUACAAGUGUAUUCAGUCGACGCACGGAAAUUAAUCGUGACUCAAGAAAUUCAAGCGCCGAGACGCCACCUACUAUUCCUGUAUCGCGGCUGUCCAUCAUAAUUGUCGAUCAACGUAUAGAUCCAACAACCAUGACACUUCCGCCAUCUUAUGACAGUAUUGUCACAGAUCCCUCACAUCCACCCCCUAGUUAUGAGGAAGCCUUGAGAUUCACCCCUUAGUUAUAAGGAACCCUCGAGAUCCACCCCCUAGCUACGACGAAGCCUUGAAAGCCGGUCCCUAGUUAUGACGAAACCGCCAUAGCCACCCCCUAGUUAUGACGAAGCAUUGAAAGCCGGUCCCUAGUUAUGAGGAAACCUUAAGAUCUACCCUCUAGUUACGAUGAAGCCUUGACAUCCACUCACUAGUUGUUAGCAAUUCUUGAGAUCCACCUACUUGUUAUGAGGAAGCCUUGAGAUCCACCCCAAGUUACGACGAAGCCUAGAAAGCCGGUCCCUAGUUAUGAGGAAACCGUCAUAGCCACCCCCUAGUUAUGACGAAGCCUUGAUAUCCACUCCCUAGUUGUGAGGCAGCCUUGAGAUCCACCCCCUUGUUAUGAGGAAGCCUUGAGAUCCACCCCCCAGUUAUGAGGAAACCGCCGCAGCCACCUUUUAGUUACCUGGUAUGAGGAAGCCGUGAGGUGAUGCUCAUAUGUAUUAGUUCUGGUUAUGUCUGCUGAAUUGUGUAUCAGGUCAAUUCGCCAAACAAACAACACUUCCUUUAGUUUUCUGUUUUGGAAAUGCAAUGUUUUUGUUUAUAUGUGCCAUACAAAAAGUUUAAUUAAAUCUCUACAUAUAUGACGCAGUGCGUCUGAGACUGCCACUGUUUAUAUUAAGCAGUGCGUCUGAGACUGCCACUGUUUAUAUGAUGCAAUGCGUCUGAGACUGCCACAGACUGUUUAUACGAUGCAGUGCGUCUGAGACUGUCUGAGACUGCCACUAUUUAUUUGAAGCAGUGCGUCUGAGACUUCCACUGUUUAUAUGAUGCAGUGCGUCUGAGACUGCCACUGUUUAUAUGAUGCAGUGCGUCUGAGACUGCCACAGACUGUUUAUACGAUGCAGUGCGUCUGAGACUGUCUGAGACUGCCACUAUUCAUUUGAAGCAGUGCGUCUGAGACUGCCACUGUUUAUAUGAUGCAGUGCGUCUGAGACUGUCUGAGACUGCCACUAUUUAUUUGAAGCAGUGCGUCUGAGACUGCCACUGUUUUUAUGAUGCAGUGCGACUGAGACUGCCAGUGUCUAUAUGAAGCAGUGCUUC